GCGGCGCGCCGGCCGGGGAACCCGAGAGCGCACGGCGCCCCAAGCUGGCAGGCGCCGCGGGACCCCGCACCCUCGCCGGCUGCCCUUCCCCGGGCGCCCCCACCCUCCUCGCCCGCAGGAGACCCUGGGCUUCCCCGGAGGAGCUCACCCCAAGGGGCCAGGACUCCGGCGAGCCCGCCACCGUCCCCUCCAGUGCCGCCGCCACCACCGCAGCCGCGGGAGCAGCAUGGUCCAGCUGGGGAAGCUGCUCCGCGCCCUGACUUUGAUGAAGUUCCCCUGCUGCGUGCUGGAGGUGCUCCUGUGCGCGCUGGCGGCGGCGGCGCGCGGCCAGGAGAUGUACGCCCCGCACUCCAUUCGGAUCGAGGGGGACGUCACCCUCGGGGGGCUGUUCCCGGUGCACGCGAAGGGUCCCAGCGGAGUGCCCUGCGGCGACAUCAAGAGGGAGAACGGGAUCCACAGGCUGGAAGCGAUGCUCUACGCCCUGGACCAGAUCAACAGCGAUCCCAACCUGCUGCCCAACGUGACGCUGGGAGCGCGGAUCCUGGACACUUGUUCCAGGGACACUUAUGCGCUCGAACAGUCGCUCACUUUCGUCCAGGCGCUCAUCCAGAAGGACACCUCCGAAGUGCGCUGCACCAACGGCGAGCCUCCCGUUUUCGUCAAGCCGGAGAAAGUAGUUGGAGUGAUUGGGGCUUCGGGGAGUUCGGUCUCCAUCAUGGUAGCCAACAUCCUGAGGCUUUUCCAGAUCCCCCAGAUUAGUUAUGCAUCAACGGCACCCGAGUUAAGUGAUGACCGUCGCUAUGACUUCUUCUCUCGUGUGGUCCCGCCCGAUUCCUUCCAAGCCCAGGCCAUGGUAGACAUCGUAAAGGCCCUGGGUUGGAAUUAUGUGUCUACUCUCGCAUCGGAAGGAAGUUAUGGAGAGAAAGGUGUGGAAUCCUUCACGCAGAUUUCCAAAGAGGCAGGUGGGCUCUGCAUUGCCCAGUCCGUGAGAAUCCCCCAAGAACGCAAAGACAGAACCAUUGACUUCGAUAGAAUUAUCAAACAGCUCCUGGACACACCCAACUCCAGGGCUGUCGUGAUUUUUGCCAACGAUGAGGAUAUCAAGCAGAUCCUUGCAGCAGCCAAAAGAGCUGACCAAGUAGGCCAUUUCCUUUGGGUGGGAUCAGACAGCUGGGGAUCCAAAAUAAACCCACUGCACCAGCAUGAAGAUAUUGCAGAAGGAGCCAUCACCAUUCAGCCCAAGCGAGCAACUGUGGAAGGGUUUGAUGCCUAUUUUACAUCCCGCACACUUGAAAACAACAGAAGAAACGUAUGGUUUGCCGAAUACUGGGAGGAAAACUUCAACUGCAAGUUGACAAUUAGUGGGUCAAAGAAAGAAGACACAGAUCGCAAAUGCACAGGACAGGAGAGAAUUGGAAAAGAUUCCAACUAUGAGCAGGAGGGUAAAGUUCAGUUCGUGAUUGACGCAGUGUACGCAAUGGCUCAUGCCCUUCAUCACAUGAACAAGGAUCUCUGUGCUGACUACCGGGGCGUCUGUCCAGAGAUGGAGCAAGCUGGGGGCAAGAAGUUGUUGAAGUAUAUCCGCAAUGUGAAUUUCAAUGGUAGUGCAGGCACCCCAGUCGUGUUUAACAAGAAUGGGGACGCCCCUGGGCGUUACGACAUCUUCCAGUACCAGACCACAAACACCACCAACCCUGGUUACCGCCUGAUCGGACAGUGGACAGAUGAACUGCAGCUCAAUAUAGAGGACAUGCAGUGGGGUAAAGGACUCCGGGAGAUCCCCCCGUCAGUGUGUACACUGCCAUGCAAGCCUGGACAAAGAAAGAAGACACAGAAGGGAACUCCUUGCUGCUGGACCUGUGAGCCUUGUGAUGGCUACCAGUACCAGUUUGAUGAGAUGACAUGCCAGCAUUGCCCCUACGACCAGCGACCCAAUGAAAACCGAACCGGCUGCCAGGAGAUCCCCAUCAUCAAACUGGAGUGGCACUCCCCCUGGGCCGUCAUCCCUGUCUUCCUCGCCAUGUUGGGGAUCAUCGCCACUAUAUUUGUCAUGGCCACUUUCAUCCGCUACAAUGACACUCCCAUCGUCCGGGCAUCUGGGCGGGAACUGAGCUAUGUUCUGUUGACGGGCAUCUUUCUUUGCUACAUCAUCACUUUCCUGAUGAUAGCCAAACCUGAUGUGGCAGUGUGUUCUUUCCGGCGAGUUUUCUUGGGCUUGGGUAUGUGCAUCAGUUAUGCAGCCCUUUUGACAAAAACCAAUCGGAUUUAUCGCAUAUUCGAACAGGGCAAGAAAUCAGUGACAGCUCCCAGACUCAUAAGCCCGACCUCACAGCUGGCGAUCACUUCUAGUUUAAUAUCAGUUCAGCUUCUAGGUGUCUUCAUUUGGUUUGGUGUUGACCCACCCAACAUCAUCAUAGACUACGAUGAACAUAAGACAGUGAACCCUGAGCAGGCCCGGGGAGUUCUCAAGUGUGACAUCACGGAUCUCCAGAUUAUCUGCUCCUUGGGAUAUAGCAUCCUUCUCAUGGUCACGUGUACUGUCUAUGCCAUCAAGACCCGGGGUGUCCCGGAGAGCUUUAAUGAAGCCAAGCCCAUCGGGUUCACCAUGUACACGACGUGCAUAGUCUGGCUUGCCUUCAUUCCCAUUUUUUUUGGCACCGCUCAGUCGGCGGAAAAGCUCUACAUACAAACUACCACGCUUACAAUCUCCAUGAACCUAAGUGCAUCAGUGGCGCUGGGGAUGCUAUACAUGCCGAAAGUGUACAUCAUCAUUUUCCACCCUGAGCUCAAUGUCCAGAAACGCAAGCGAAGCUUCAAGGCCGUAGUCACAGCAGCCACCAUGUCAUCGCGGCUGUCACACAAGCCCAGUGACAGACCCAACGGGGAGGCCAAGACAGAACUCUGUGAAAACGUAGACCCAAGCAACUGUAUACCACCAGUAAGAAAGAGUGUACAAAAGUCUGUUACUUGGUACACUAUCCCACCAACAGUAUAGCUUUUGCCUGCUUUCCAAAAGGGUUAUCUCACAUGUUUAAGCUUUUCGGAACUGUGCAAUCUAAGUUUUGGUAAUGUGUCGCGACUCCCCCUCCUCUUCGACGUUCAAGGCAAUAACCCUGAGUUAACUGGAGACUCCCUCAGUUUAAAUUCCAUUUUAAAACACUCUGUAAGUACAGCUUAGCAAAGAAUAUAUGUUCCCUGACCUUGACACAGAAUCACCUCAGAAAUAAAUGCAGCUGUAAAUCUUGCAGGCAUAUGUCUUUCUGCCUGAGAGCUCUGUGAAGCACCGUCAUUUCUCUCACCACGGUUUGACCUCAGCAUCCUCAAAAACCAAUUAAUAUUUGCCCUCUCUGUUCUGCACCUUUGGUUCGACUUAAAGAAUGGGAUGAAAGUUCACAUGGCUGGGAUGUCUACUGGUUCUUAGCAUCAAAGGAACCCACACAUCAUUCUCCAGAGUCCUGAAAACUAUGUCAGCUUUUACAUUUAAGCCUGGCACUGCACCAUCUGGCCGGGAUCUAUGAAACACAAGAGUAUUUUAAGUUGGGUCAAUCAAAGAGACGUUUGUCAAGCACUGCUCCCCUGGGUCAGCCCUGAACUGCCUAGGAGUAGGGGGACAGAAGUGGACAGUACCCUCAGGGGACCCCAGAUCGAAUGGAGGACUCACAGGUAAGCGAUUUUCACUCGGAGUGGCAGGGGCUCUUAGGAGAGGCAGUAGCAGUGAGCUCCAGGCGGACAGCCUCACCCAGGGGGUUUUGUUGGAGCUGCUCUUAAAAGAUGAAGGAUUCUAGGCAGUGGUAAAGAAAAGACCGGAGGCAGGAAACAAGUCAGCACAAGGAAGCUUUUGUAUUCAGACGAAUGUGGUCUGUCAUGGGACUGGAAAGCAGUUCUGUGAGGCUGGAGAAUUGUAUUUGGAGGCAGAUGGUUUCGGGGGAUGACACGAGCCUGUGUACGGAGGGACCAAGUUGCCUUUAUCUCUGCGCCGUGAGCGCAGGGCCCGCAAACACUAGGGCCUCAGAAAAUGUCCGUGGCAUGAAUGGAGUGUCAUACUUCACGUACCAGAGGCUCCUAGCCUCACCUAGGACGUCAUAGGUAACAGUAAAUAUCUACUGAGUAAUUAUUUAUUAAUAAUAAGAAAGUAUCAAGUCUACAGCCUCAGCAAGCGGAAGUGUAGUCUUCCAGAUAAAAUCUCUAAAGUCACAAACAAGGCAAUGUUUGAUCCUGAUGUCACAGGUUUCAGAAGUAUCUUUUAUGGAUAACUCUUAAAUCGGAUGGUCAGCGCGACAUCUGCACUUGCAUAAAUAACAUCUCUUUUGAGGAGCUGACCCCAUGGAUGAAACCAGCAAAGUUUUACGCCUAUUUAUUUCCUUUCAUGGACUGCAGAGACCCGUUUUCAGUUACCUUUGGAAAUGAAUCCUAAGCACUUCUAAUUUGGUAAAAACAGAAACAUAAUAAUCAGAAAAAAACAUUAUAUUGAUUAAGUGCAUUUUCUCAGACACUGGCAUUAAGGACAGAUGUUGUGUUUUAGGCCCCCAGUUUCAUUUGCAUUUGAAAAGAAAACAGCAUGUGUCCUGAACCAAGGUCAGUUAAUCUCUACAAUCUUUCUUCCUCCCAACUACUGUGAAUGAGCACCUUCUCAGGACUCAAGCGAUGGUGACUCUGGUUUCUGCUACUAAAGACAUGUCUCAGCUUCGCAGAUUUUUCUUUUCUUUUCUUUUCUUUUUGGCUGUACGGUGGAACUCGGAUGCAUUUUAAAUUAGCUUUCUCUAGGAAUCAAAGAGUAACCUCUGGAGACCCCAGCUUGCUCACAAAGGAUUGAGAAAAUGACUCCGAAGCCUGUUCUUGCUGAGCUGACCCAAACACUUAGACGACGUGGCAGCAGUCAGCCAUCUCACAUUCUGAGGAAGCUUUCCUUGAUGAGAUACCGUGG
Balaenoptera musculus (blue whale) is the source of this 4924-nucleotide messenger RNA. It is a transcript of the gene GRM7, whose product is annotated as glutamate metabotropic receptor 7. Gene Ontology annotation, molecular function: group III metabotropic glutamate receptor activity. Gene Ontology annotation, cellular component: membrane. NCBI's taxonomy places the organism in Eukaryota, Metazoa, Chordata, Mammalia, Artiodactyla, Balaenopteridae. Gene Ontology annotation, biological process: regulation of synaptic transmission, glutamatergic; G protein-coupled glutamate receptor signaling pathway. The coding region runs from base 227 to 2995 and encodes 922 amino acids. The record is from RefSeq and is a predicted model, not a curated record. The transcript is spliced from 13 exons.